Molecule: messenger RNA, 915 nt
Organism: Acanthosepion pharaonis
Lineage: Eukaryota; Metazoa; Mollusca; Cephalopoda; Sepiida; Sepiidae
Source: the annotation of a GenBank genome assembly
AUGUUUUUCAUUUUUUGUGGUCAGGGAACUAUCUUAUCUACCAUUGUCUGUUCAUAUCUAUCUAUCUAUCUAUCUAUCUAUCUAUCUAUUUAUCUAUCUAUUCAUAUAUCAUCUAGCUAUCUUAUCUAUAUUAGUCUGUUCAUAUCUAUCUAUCUAUCUAUAUAUCUAUUCAUAUAUUAUCUAGCUUAUACUAUCUCUCUCUCUCUAAUGUCAGUGUCUUCAUAUCUAUCAAAGUCUGUUUACAUCUAUCUAUCUCAGUCUGUACAUUAUCUAUGUAUCUAUCUAUACACAUCUCUGCCUAUUACUUGUCAUAUCUAUCUCAUUCUGUUCAUAUCUAUCUAUCUAUCUAUCUAUCUAUCUAUCUAUCUAUCUAUCUCAAUCUGUUCAUAUCUAUCUAUCUAUCUAUCUAUCUAUCUAUCUCAAUCUGUUCAUAUCUAUCUAUAUCAUCUAUCUAUCUAUAUCUAUCUAUAUCAUUCUGUUAAUAUCUAUUCAUCUAUCUAUCUAUCUAUCUAUCUAUCUCAGUCUGUUUAUAUCUAUCUAUCUCAGUCUGUUUAUAUCUAUUCAUCUAUCUAUCUAUCUAUCUAUCUAUCUAUCUAUCUAUCUAUCUAUCUAAUUCUGUUCAUAUCUAUCUUAUUCAGUUCAUAUCUAUCUAUCUAUCUAUCUAUCUAUCUAUCUAUCUAUCUAUCUAUCUAUCUUCAUUGCGCCAAUAUUGUAGAUAACUUGAGUUCACUUGCUCCCUUAUUACAGCAGCAAGCAGACUCCUUUACUCUCACUGCCUAUCUCUCUAUCUCUCUCUGGUCGGCUUCGACUGAAUUUGAUGGACUCUACCGAUUCCGACUCCGACUGACUGUUUGUUUCCACACAAACACGCACUUAAAUAAACGCGGCGGUAACGAAAAAAACCCGGGGUGUUAG